Molecule: messenger RNA, 5097 nt
Organism: Schistocerca gregaria
Lineage: Eukaryota; Metazoa; Arthropoda; Insecta; Orthoptera; Acrididae
Exons: 5
Coding region: 35-1840 (601 amino acids)
Source: RefSeq, a predicted model, not a curated record
CUGUGCCGCGCAUGCGCCGUGGCUGCAGUCCGCGAUGCGCAUGCGCUGUGCCGGCCUGGCCCUGGCGCUGCUGUCUGCUGCCGCCGCCUGCUGGCUGCUGGCAUCGCGCGUUCGCAACUCCGCGGCGCCGCCUCCGCCAACGACGCCGUCCCCGCCGCCUCCGCCGGUGCGCACCAUUGUGGCGUACUCGCAGCGCCGUCUCCACGAGGUGGCCCGCAGGCCGGCCCUCACCUGCGAUUCCGACUUGGGGGCGCCACCCCCAGUGGACCACGUGGGCGACGAAUACAGUGCGGAAGGGUGGGAGGAGCUCCUGGCGCCGGGAUUCAGCGACGCCGGGUGGCCCCCGGAGGCGUUCGGCGUCUCUGCACGAUCGACAGACUGCGAACCACCCACUGACCGCUACGGACGCUCCACAAUUACAGAGGAGCGCGUACCAGACGUCCAUUUCAGAGGGCAAACGGCAGCUGCAGCCAUCGGCGACGAUGACGGAGGACAGUUCGAACAGACAGUGGAUAAGAGAGAAGUGCUACGAGACAGUGUGUACGAUUACAAACGCUUUGCAAUCGAAGAUGGGGAUAAUCAGUCCACAGUGGAUUCUGACUUCCAGAUACACCAGGGACUGUCUCGGAGAGACAGCUUAGUCGACAAUGAUGGCAUCUCCGUCAGCGAUGGCCCUGCGCCAUCUGAGUGGCCGCUGACCCGUCAGUGGGCGGCGGUGCCAGGCAGCGGGGCGUGGCUGCUGUCGGCGCACGGCGACCGCCGGCUGCGCGACUUCCAGUACGUGCGGCUGCUGGGGGUCGGCUUCCCUGCCCAGCGGCGCCACUUCUGCCGGCUACGGCUAUCUGGGGGCUCCGCCACGGUGCUGCUGGAGGCGCAGCCCACCGUGCUCUGGCCGCCGCAGUGGGGCGGGGGUGACCCCGGCUCCCAGCCCUACCUGCUCUCCUGCUCGCUGCCCACAAACGUCACCGUAGACCAAGUGGAGACGGUGUCGGUGUCUGCGGACGCGCCCUGCGGCCCCGCUAGCCGAGAUCUGCCGCUGGAGCCCCGCCUCGCCCCGGAAGAACACCCCGGCGCCAGCAGGAGGGACUUCGCCGUCUGUCUGAAGGCACUCCACUUCCCAGACAGGGAGGUGUCGGGCCGGCUGGCGUGGUGGGUGGAGGCCCUGCGGCUGCUGGGGGCGCAGCACGUGCUGGCCCACGUGUCGGAGGUGGGCGUGGCCGCGCGCCGCGUGUUACGUCACUACGAGGCGCGGGGCCUGCUGUCGGCGCUGCGGCUCACUCUGCCCGGCGACGCCGGGGGCGCCACCUCCGCCACGGCGACGCUGCUGCCCAAGCGGCGCAUGGAAGUGCUCGCCUACAACCACUGCCUCUACUCCAGUCUCGAGCGCUUCCGCUUUAUUGCACCACUCGAUAUAGAUGAGGUGUUGGUGCCCAGGCGCAGCCGCUCGUGGCGCGGGAUGCUGGCCCAGCUGGUGUCCGAACAGAGGGACGCGCUGGUGCGCCACGCGUCGCUGUCGGCGCGCAACGUCUACCUGGUGGGGGGCGGCGCCUUCUGGUCCGCGGGGGCGGCGGCCGCCAAGAGCCUGGUGCGCACCGCCGCCGCGCUGGCCGUGGCGCACCACGCCGCCUCCCGGCCCGCCUCCAGACUGCUGCUGCCCCCGCAGCGCGCCGCGCUCGCGCACUUCCGCGCCGCCUGCCCCCUCCACGAGGCUCCAGAGUGUCGCUCUCCAGCUGCGGGGCUCCAGCAGCCGCCGGCGCCCAGCCUCGCCCGCUGGCAGCCUAGACUCCGUCGCGCCGUCAGACGAACGCUGCGGCGUGCUCUCUCCCGAGACCCGUCCUAAUUCCGAUCGUAGUCGGUGAGGUGUAGCGACUGAGCCACAGCCAGUCUGCACCAACACUGAACGACAUCCGGCUUUGGCCAUUGGCAGCACAGGCUCCAGUCCACUGCUAGAACAACACUGUGUAAUCAAAAUUCCCGGGAGCUGUUCAAAUCCUGUGAUUUCCAGGUCUUGGAAUACCGAGGCUGUCUACCAUCAUCAGCUCCAUAUGAUAUCUACAUCUACAUCCAUACUCCGCAAGGUGGCGGAGGGUACCCUGAGUACCUCUACCGGUUCUCCCUUCUAUUCCAGUCUCGUAUUGCUCGUGGAAAGGAUUGUCGGUAUACUUCUGUGUGGGAUCUAAUAUCUCUGAUUUUAUCCUCACGGUCUCUUCGCGAGAUAUACGUAGGAGGGAGCAAUAGACUGCUUGACUCUUCGGUGAAGGUAUGUUCUCGAAACUUUAACAAAAGCUCGUACCGAGCUACUGAGCGUCUCUCCUGCAGAGUCUUCCACUGGAGUUUAUCUGUCAUCUCCGUAACGCUUUCGCGAUUACUAAAUGAUCCUGUAACGAAGCGAGCUGCUCUCCGUUGGAUCUUCUCUAUCUCUUCUAUCAACCCUAUCUGGUACGGAUCGCACACUGCUGAGCAGUAUUCAAGCAGUGGGCGAACAAGCGUACUGUAACCUACCUGCAUUUACUCACGAACAAUACUGGACAGAAAAGGGGUCCCACUGAUCAUGAAUCCAAAAGUUACACUAAUGAACGAAAAGGAAAUAAUUAACAGUCGCCAGCCCACUAGGGUAAUUUACAUACGAAUUACUGUACAAGAAGCUGGGAAAGAAAAAGAUGUAUUAUUAAACAAUGACGUGGCAACUGAAGGUAGUCACGUUUAUUAACACUAAUUUUAAGUGAGUAUGUAAUGAUAAAGAAAACUGAGAAGUCACUCUUACGUAAUGUUUGUCACUAAUUUUGAAAAUAAAAUAAAAUUGAGUAAUGAUUUGAAAACAUGCAAUUAAACUGAUUGUUAGUAUUGAACUUCGUUAGGCCUCCAUGAAAAAUGACUUUCAGUGGCUUCAACGUAACGUCAUCAAAGGCAUUUAGAAAAAAAGCGCUUUUACUUUGCAAUUACUUAUUUUGCAAAUUGGAUUUCAAAUUCUGUCUGAACAACUGAGCCUUUUUUUACAGACUUGAACAGAAAUAAAUAAUAGAAUAUGUACCAAGUCAGACAGCCAUGUGCUCCAAGCUAUAUGUAAAAUAAAUAAAACUCCCACUCUCUUAAUUUGUGCAUUUCUUUAUAUUUGGAUUUUUUCCAGUGAUUGAUUCUCAAACUUGAAAAAUGGAAUUGCUUUACUUUACUCUUAAUACUGAAGCAUUUGUUAUACAACUGUUAAUUGGAAGUAGACUGAAGCUAAAAAUCUUAAAAGUGAAAUUAUUCCUUAAUAAACUGGCUUUAACUAUUCAGUUUGUUUCUUAUGAUACUCGGUUAGCAUAUAAGGAAAAAAAAGGAAGAAGGACCCUGCUUGGUAACAAUGUCUGAGGUCAAGGAGGACACAAUCGCCCUGGGUUUAACUGAUUAUUAUUUAAAUAAAUUUUAUCAAACAAAUCACAUUUAGUUUGUUAGCCGUUAACACUUUCUACCAAUGAACAGUCUUACUUCAGUGCUGUGCAUACGACGAAACUUGGAGCCGGCGACGAAUCUGUGUUGCUGGAACUGCUGGUGUUAUUGACUUAGCAUAUUGUGAAGCCACGGAUAAUUACGGGAACGGGCCCUCAUAAUUAAUACAGCCCCUUCCGCCAGUCCACUGUCCUUACUCCUGGUACUAGACAUCCGGCCGGCAUGCGUACAUGAUGCCGCCGAAAUGGUACACUCUACUGCGAGAGCAUUAACACCACACUUCCGCACACUACAAGUGCUGGAACCCGUCUGCCUCUCUCCGCGCGCUCCGCCCAACAACUCCCAACCCAAAGAUUUUACAACGCUCAGGCACCGCUACUAUCGUUGCUAGUCGAUGCAAAUAACAAUUAUUUUGGCUUUUCCCCAGAGCUUGUACGUUUCACAGUAAGACAGAUAAAUACAAUGAAAUGUCAACAGACUUAUACCUAAAUUUAGACAUACAGUGAAGCAAUGUCCUUACUUAUUAAAAGAAAGCAUUUAAAUUACAAAUAUUUACAUAAAAUUCAGCGCAAAAUGUAUAUAUCGGUAGCAGGAUCCAUGCAUCCUGCAUUUUCGAUAUUUCAAAGUGACGAAUGCAAGUCACAGGAAUGUAUCAUCUGUUAAAUGCGCCUACGGCAUGUUAAUGGUUUUUAACUGUGCCCAUUGUCAGUCAUAUUGUGUAUCCUUGAUAUGUAUUCAUAUCCAGUAAUACGACAAGGGAUUUAUAAAACCAGAAACUUGUUUUUUCGUCGAUGACAUGUCACAGAGAGGUCAGACAUAUCUUAACAUUUCAAGAUGCACUUGAGAACGGCUGUAAAGCCGAAAUCAUGAUUGUGUAAAAUAAUUGAAUGAUUAGCAGUCAAAUGGUGGAAAUUUCUUUCACAAAUUGUGUAACACUGUGGUCCCCCACAAUGAAAGAUCGUUACUGGGCUUUUUUUUUGUGGUACACCUGAUAUGUUAGAAGCUCUCUGAGUUGCAAAAGAAGAAAAGAAACCACUUUCAGUCAAGUGAACAUCUGGUUUGCAUUUCAGUAAAUGAAGUGAUAAUAUUACACCAUUCUUAACUGUACACAUACUAAUUUAACAAUGUUCCUUAAUGAAACUAUUUCCAUGACGAUAAUCUUCUCAUGCAUUGGCUGUCGUCGAUUUCAUCGAAGUGUCCUUUUACUCCUGAUUCACCAUUACUUUGCGACUUAGAUUGCGUAGCCACUUUCAAAUGAUUUUACAAUACAACCUAUCAGAUGAACAUUCUUGGAUUAGAGUCUAAGCGUUCGUCAACUCACAUAACAAUAAAAAAACUGUAGAGGAAUGGAAGAGAUUUAACCAGUGAAAACAUGAGAUCAAGUGUUUCGUGAACAGAUCAUAGCAAGUAUGACAAACUGUUAUUACUCAGCAAAUUUCUUUUAACUGUGAGGUCUAUUGCAAAUGAAAAACUAUUUUGAGUUCUGUCUUAAUUGUAUUUAAUGACAGUAUGUGUUUUUUAAGAAUUAUUUUAACUGCUUUAGGUGCACUUUGUAAAUUCUGUACACUGGAAUUCUCUGUUUUUGCUAAGAAAAUGACUCUGUAUAAUUAAGAUCCACUGCAAACUAUUUCUAUUUUUAUAAAUAAAUGAAAAAUUGUCAUAAGAAAA